UUCUAAAAGAAGAGAAAGACUGAGGGAGGGAGGGAAACCUCAGAUGGAAACCAAGAGUGGCAAUCAUUUGUCUAGGAUCUUCUCCCCCCUCUGAAAUCUGAAUUUCAACAGAGAUCCCGUCUGCUUGCUCCUUCCUUCCUUCCCUCUCCUCUCCAUCCUUUUGUGCGCGCAAGUUGUUAAACUGGCACACGACUUUGGCUUUUUGGAGAGAGGCCACAUACAUACGGCUUACUGGAGAGAGGCGGGGCCGCCGCUUUUUGGCCUCCUCCCCAUUGGAGCGCACAAAGCUGGGCGGCACCAUUUAACACUACCACCACCACCACCACCACCACCAGGCGCACCGUCACACAACACAAGCGCCAGGGGAGCGACACGCAGGAAUCACCCUGGAGUUUGCCUUCUCCUCUGCGAGCAGAUCGGAUUUGAACCAAGAAAGUUGCCAGCAGUCCACACUUGGAAUAAUUGUUGGAGCAUUCUGAAUUUGUGGAGUGUAUCCAUCGAGGCUGGAGACGCCAAAUUCUGUUCUAGAGGAUUUGCUGGGGUUGCUGAUGGAAGACGAUCCUAAUCAAAACUUUGAGCCAUUCUCGCAGCCUUUCUGCAGCCAGAAUGUGGUUUCAUUUCAAACAAGCGCGACAAGUAGCGGGUCAGGAGGCAUGCCAGUGUACCUGGACUGUUCCAGCAGCAUCGAGACUAACAUGGGGAUGAUGAACACAACACCUUCAGUAGUUGUCUCGACUAGUCCAUCCAGUAUGGUUGCUGAUUCUGCGCAGAACCUCAAAUAUGGAGGACCCCUGGCUGCGGAUUGGUCGUAUCUCGAGCUCCAGGUGCUGAAAGAUUGCCUCGACAGAUAUGUGAAUGAACAUGGCAUCAUGAAGUACAUAAAGAUAGCAGCAUCAAUACCAACCAAGACGGUGAGGGAUGUUGCGAUGAGAUGCCAAUGGAUGGGCAACAAACAAAAUACAAGACGACGGAGGCCUGCAGAGCAUCAUAGCAGAAAAAUGAAAGAUAGAAAGGAUAAUAUGUUAGGGCCUUCGUCGUCCUGGGGUACCCGGACCAGUUAUUCUGUUCAGACGGAUACAAGAGUUUCUUCCUUUGUGCCACAUCAUGCCAUUCAAAACAGUCAAUUUCUAUCUGGAGCCUCUGAGAUAGAUCGUGCAGUUCAGAAUGUACUGGAUGAAAACAAUCGGCUUCUUAAUCAGAUAGACACAAAUAUUCAAGGAUUUCAGGCUCAGAACAAUAUCGAUCUAUUCCAUCGCGUGAGAAUGAACAUUGAUGGCCUUUUACAAACCAUGAGCCAAAUGCCUGGAAAAAUGAGUGAGAUGCCUCGGUUACCAGUUUGGGUUAAUGAAAAUCUUGCUAGCUACUUGCUCCCAGAUCCUAGAAUGGUAAGUACUUCAAGUUCCUGUCACUGGUUGACACUCUUUUAUCACAGAUCAGUUUAAAGUUCUGCAUUUUACCUAGUGAUUUCAUGUUCUUUCAUGAACUUGUUUGAAAUUCGAACCUCACAAUCUUGUGCCGUUCUUGAUCUAGUAAACCAACUUACCAAGUAACCUUUCUUUCUCAAGGCACAAGUUCUUGGAAAAAGCCAUUUGAAGGAGGAGCCAAGAGGAUGGUGAGUCAUAGCCAACAGGUCACAGAUGAGGCAGAUACUGAAACUUCAUCGGUAGUUUGAUGAAUUAGCGAGUAUAAAUACUGCUUCAGCAUAUACGCCAGAUGGCGAUGAAUAGAGUCACCAGAGGAACCUUCUUCCUCUAUAUGGGAUCAAUGGAGAGGUGAGUGGUGACUGAGAAGCCACUCUGCAUUGCAUCACAACAAGCCUGUAUAUUGGUGGCUGAACAUUGAGCGAGCAGUGAUGGUUUCAGGAAA
Lolium rigidum is the source of this 1866-nucleotide messenger RNA. RefSeq lists its product as uncharacterized. The record is from RefSeq and is a predicted model, not a curated record. Bases 549 to 1442 code for a protein of 297 amino acids. Lineage: Eukaryota; Viridiplantae; Streptophyta; Magnoliopsida; Poales; Poaceae. The transcript has 9 exons.